CGACACGGUCUUCCGCCUUCCCAUGAUCAUAAUACUUCCAUGAAGGGACUAGCGAUAUACAUGCUGCACUCCUGAGUUUGUUGCCAAGCGUCUGUCGCACAGAUCAACGAUCAUGGCAGACGAGAGCCAGAGCAUCUCUCGUCGUCUCUGUAUUUCUCAUUUCUUGUCCGCGUGGAACUCUAGAACAUUUGAAUUUGGCGCCGUGCUCUUCCUCGCGACUGUGUAUCCCGGGACUCUGUUCUACGCCUCGAUCUAUGCCUUGGUUCGAAGCGCCUUUGCCACGCUUUUCUCGUCGCGCCUGGGCGCAUACGUCGACAAGGAGAACCGGCUGAUCUCGAUCAGGCAUAGUAUUGUCUGGCAAAGAGUAUCGGUGAUUGCCUCCUGUGCUCUAAUUUUCGUCCUUCUCAUUCUUGACGGCAAAGGGGUUCUCUCUUGGCUUUGCUUUGGCCUCACGAUCGCGCUCGCCUGCGUGGAGAAGCUGGCAAGCAUUGGCAACACGGUAGCUGUGGAAAGAGACUGGGUCGUGGUCGUCUGUGACAAUACUAGCAUUGACCGUGGAGUGCUCAACGCAACCUUGAGAAGGAUCGACCUGUUCUGCAAGCUGGUGGCACCUGUUUUCAUCUCUUUUAUCGACGCGUAUGGGACCAAGUAUGCCGUUGGAGUCGUGCUCGGGCUCAGCGGUUGCAGUAUCGGCAUAGAGUAUCUUGCAAUUGCCCAAGUCUACCACGCCGUGCCCGCGCUGAGCACGAGAUGCCGAGGGCCCCCAGUUGAGUCGACAAUCGUCGACGACUUGAAUGAGGUCGGAAUUGAAGCAAGUCAAGUUGAAAUAGGUGGUAGUCAAAGUCCGAUUUCAAAUGCCAUACGUCCCUGGAUAGUUUAUGCGAGUAGUCCCGUCUUUCUGGCGUCCGCUUCGCUCUCAUUGCUGUAUCUCACGGUCCUUUCGACGAACUUGCACUGGCAAACCUACAUGCUUGCAAUAUCCUACAAGCCACUCACCGUUUCCUUCUUCCGUGUUCUGGCGGUUGCUUCGGAGCUCGCUGCCACCUGGGUGGCUCCUCUGCUCAUGAACCAUAUCGGACCUAUCCGCAGCGGUCUCUGGUCCAUCAACUGGCAAGUGCUCUCCUUAGCGCCAGCCAUAGUUGUCUUCAGCCAGCUCCGAGACUCACAAGCACAUGUCGGCGGAGCAACACUCACAGCGGGGAUCAUCGCGAGUCGUCUUGGGCUUUGGAGUUUCGAUCUGAGCGUGCAAUACCUUGUGCAAGACCGCAGUCCGUCCGAAGCACGAGCGGCAUUCUCUUCCUGCGAAGUCGCCUUGCAGAACCUGUUCGAACUGCUCAGUUUCUUAGCGACGAUUGUCUUUCCUGAUCCACGCCAAUUCAUCUACCCGGUCCUUAUCAGUUACGGUGCAGUUUCGAUGGCUGCGGUGUGUUUUGCCGCGUUUGUUAGGAAGGAGAGGGGACAUUUGCUACACGCAAGUCGAUGCAUGGGAGGGGAUAAGAAGAGAGGAAAAUAUACACCCAUACAUCUGGUUGAGCCUUCAGAGUUGGAAGAGCAAGCGGAGCGCAGGGUUCAGUCAGAAUUGACACAUGCAGAUACAUUUUCUACAAACUAGCGUCACGAAUUUACGCCGCAAGAGGC
Molecule: messenger RNA, 1638 nt
Organism: Verruconis gallopava
Lineage: Eukaryota; Fungi; Ascomycota; Dothideomycetes; Venturiales; Sympoventuriaceae
Exons: 1
Coding region: 113-1612 (499 amino acids)
Biological process (GO): iron ion transmembrane transport
Cellular component (GO): membrane
Molecular function (GO): iron ion transmembrane transporter activity
Source: RefSeq, a predicted model, not a curated record